Molecule: messenger RNA, 576 nt
Organism: Entamoeba invadens IP1
Lineage: Eukaryota; Evosea; Mastigamoebida; Endamoebidae
Exons: 1
Coding region: 1-576 (191 amino acids)
Molecular function (GO): protein binding
Source: RefSeq, a predicted model, not a curated record
AUGAGUAUCCAUUGGAGCACACCAUCAGGCGUCCCAGACAAAGUCGAAGAGAACCCGAUCGAACCAACGAACUUCAAAUUGGACCCAGCACUGUUCGACGUGAAAGUCUUGUUACCAAAAACUACACCAACAGUAAUUACUGGGACGGAAUUGCCGGACGCAGUUUACGAAAUGACGGCUUCGGACGUGAGAGCAAUUUGCCUUGAAAACGCCGUUGAGGUAUUUAAAACUAAAACGUUUAUGGAGAAACAAAGACUGGAGAGGAAUACAAAAUAUAAGAAGACGACUAUCAAAUUUAAGUUCCCUGACAACUUGGAGGUCAGUCGUAACUUUCACCCACUCGAGUUCGCGGAGGACUUGUAUGUCUUUAUUAAAGAGUCGAUGAAAUGUGACGGCAAUUUUGUGAUCCGUCUGGGAGUGGGAAAACGAGACGUCAUAGCGUGUGACAAACAGUCACUUGCGUCCCUCAAUUUGGUGCCAGGAGCGGUUCUUCUGGUCACUAUACAAAACUUCAAAACAAUCACAAAGCCAUACCUCAAAGACGAUCUUUUAAACAUUGCUACACAACGACCAUAA